Messenger RNA from Lagenorhynchus albirostris (white-beaked dolphin), 455 nucleotides. Its product is annotated as histone H4. Gene Ontology annotation, cellular component: nucleosome. The transcript is spliced from 2 exons. Gene Ontology annotation, biological process: nucleosome assembly. NCBI's taxonomy places the organism in Eukaryota, Metazoa, Chordata, Mammalia, Artiodactyla, Delphinidae. The coding region runs from base 4 to 315 and encodes 103 amino acids. The record is from RefSeq and is a predicted model, not a curated record. Gene Ontology annotation, molecular function: structural constituent of chromatin; protein heterodimerization activity; DNA binding.
GCUAUGUCUGGAAGAGGGAAGGGCGGCAAAGGCUUGGGCAAGGGUGGCGCUAAGCGCCACCGCAAGGUUUUGAGAGAUAACAUCCAAGGCAUCACCAAGCCCGCCAUCCGGCGUCUUGCUCGGCGCGGGGGAGUCAAGCGCAUCUCCGGCCUCAUUUACGAAGAGACCCGAGGUGUGUUGAAGGUGUUCCUGGAGAAUGUCAUUCGGGACGCGGUCACCUACACGGAGCACGCCAAGCGCAAGACGGUCACUGCCAUGGACGUGGUGUACGCGCUCAAACGGCAGGGACGCACCCUGUAUGGCUUCGGAGGCUAAGGUGCAGCUUCUGUGCUACGUGACAAUCUCAAAGGCCCUUUUUAGGGCCAACCACCCAGUCAUCAGAAGAGCUAGACACCUGCCUGAAGUAUAGGUUCAGGCGAUCUUCUACCUGCAAUAACAUCAAAACUUUCCCUCCA